Molecule: messenger RNA, 2513 nt
Organism: Impatiens glandulifera
Lineage: Eukaryota; Viridiplantae; Streptophyta; Magnoliopsida; Ericales; Balsaminaceae
Product: subtilisin-like protease SBT2.2
Exons: 8
Coding region: 366-2498 (710 amino acids)
Biological process (GO): proteolysis
Molecular function (GO): serine-type endopeptidase activity
Source: RefSeq, a predicted model, not a curated record
CAUGUGCACAACACCCAAGAAAAAGUUGCAGAUUCUUCAACAACUCUUAUAUGCCCGGCCUCUUUCUCUGAAACCCCAUUGCCAUUGUUGCAUUUUCUUCAAAAGAAAUAAACACUGCUUAAUGGGUAUUUAUAGUUUUGAUUCAUAGAAAGCUUGCAGGGGAAAAAAAGAUCUGUCUUUGUUCAUGUGAGUGAGCUUAACUGAAGAAGAAAACUGCAAAGAAGGAAGCUUGUAAUCGGGAAAAGAAACAAAAAUGGUGGAAUUACACUGCCACAGCUACUUUUGAUGUUUGUUUGUUCAUUUCUCAUAUCUAUAUCGAUCUUUAAGUUUUACCCUUUUCGGAUUUUGCCAUCUGGGUUGAACUAAUGAAGAACAUUUACACUGUUCAAUUAGUUUUCACAAUCUGCAUUGUUCUGUUUGUGGGUUUCAUUUUGUGUCAAGAAAAUGGAGAUGAUAUUGCAUCUGUAUAUAUAGUUACCCUCAAACAAGUUCCAUCUUCUCACAUCUACACGACUGAGUUGAGAGAAAAGAACAAAGAUAGUUCUGGUGAAACUAAUCGAUUAAAUACACUUCCUCCAAGGAAUGUUUCCAGAGGUGGUGGUAAUCGACGUAGCAAUAAUUACAUAGCUCGACUUCAUGAUUCCCUAUUGAGGAAAGUUUUGCGAGGGGAGAAAUAUUUGAAGCUGUACAGUUAUGAUUACUUGAUAAAUGGGUUUGCUGUUCUUGUUAGUUCUAAACAAGCUGAGAAGCUUUCAAGGAGAAAGGAAGUUUCGAAUGUGGGUUUGGAUUUCUCAGUUCGAACAUCAACUACACAUACACCGCAGUUUCUGGGUCUUCCUCAAGGAGCUUGGUUACAAGAAGGUGGAUAUGGAUCUGCUGGUCAAGGAAUAGUAAUUGGGUUUAUUGAUACUGGAAUUGAUCCAACUCAUCCUAGUUUCUCUGAUCAAUUAUCUGAAAACCCAUAUCCAAUUCCACAGCAUUAUUCUGGGAUUUGUGAAGUUACUCCUGAUUUUCCAUCUGGAUCGUGUAAUAGAAAGCUGGUUGGGGCUCGUCAUUUUGCUGCUUCGGCUAUAACUAGAGGAAUAUUUAAUGCUAGCCAGGAUUAUGCUUCACCGUUUGAUGGAGAUGGGCAUGGAACGCAUACUGCUUCAAUUGCAGCAGGGAAUCAUGGGAUUCCUGUGGUAGCUGCUGGACAUCAUUUUGGCAAUGCUAGUGGAAUGGCUCCUCGUUCACAUAUUGCUGUUUACAAGGCGUUAUACAAGAGCUUUGGAGGAUUUGCUGCUGAUGUUGUGGCUGCAAUAGACCAGGCUGCACAAGAUGGAGUGGAUAUAAUAAGUUUAUCGAUUACUCCCAACAGGCGUCCUCCAGGGAUUGCAACAUUUUUUAAUCCGAUAGACAUGGCACUUCUAUCGGCAGUUAAGUUGGGCAUAUUUGUCGUGCAAGCAGCUGGAAAUACCGGGCCUUCUCCCAAAAGUGUUUCUUCCUUUAGCCCGUGGAUCUUCACAGUUGGUGCUGCUACUCAUGACAGGAUAUAUACUAAUUCCAUCCUUCUUGGAAACAACAUGACCAUCUCCGGAGUUGGACUUGCUCCCGGAACGGAGAAGGAUAAAAUGUACACAUUAGUGUCUGCUGUGGACGCUUUGAACGAAAAUUCAACUGGCGCAAACGACAUGUAUGUUGGUGAAUGUCAAGAUGCGGAUAGUAUAAAUCAGGAUGUGGUUCAAGGAAACCUUUUAAUCUGCAGUUACUCUAUCCGGUUCGUCCUUGGUGUUUCUACAAUCAAACGGGCUUUAGAAACAGCUAAAAACGUUAGUGCAGCUGGCGUGGUUUUCUGUAUGGAUCCUUUUGUCAUCGGUUUUCAGCUUAAUCCGGUUCCUAUGAGAUUACCCGGGAUUAUAAUGCCCUCCACCAAGGAUUCCAAGGUCUUGCUUCAGUACUAUAAUUCUUCUUUGGAAAGAAAUGGUACAAAGAAAAUUGUAAAUUUUGGUGCAGUUGCAUCAAUUGUGGGUGGAAUAAAAGCAAACUUUAGCUAUUCAGCUCCAAAGAUUAUGUACUAUUCUGCUCGUGGGCCUGAUCCGCAGGAUAAUUCAGUCGAUGAUGCUGAUAUCCUCAAACCGAAUCUUGUUGCUCCAGGGAAUUCGAUAUGGGCUGCUUGGAGUACCCUUGGUACCGACUCAGUUGAAUUUCAAGGCGAAGGCUUUGCAAUAAUGUCUGGAACCAGCAUGGCUGCUCCACAUAUAGCCGGACUUGCAGCGUUAAUCAAACAGAAGUUCCCGAAUUUCAGCCCUUCAGCUAUUGCAUCCGCACUUUCGACGACUGCUUCUCUUUACGAUAGAGUCGGUGGACCCAUAAUGGCUCAACGAGCUUAUUCCAAUCCAGACGAAAACCAGUCACCUGCAACACCCUUUGACAUGGGGAGUGGCUUUGUCAAUGCAACUUCUGCUCUUGACCCUGGCCUUGUUUUUGAUUUGAGUAAGUUUGUAUUAUACAGACACUAAAAUUGUGAAACCCGA